AAGGAUGAUGAGGAGGCCUGUUCUAAUAGGAGUGUAUUUAUACAAGGAGAGUCACAGGUCAGGGCUUCUAAGACAGCUCCAGCAACCCAGAAGAACCAUCCAUGUAAGCAGUGUUUCUCGGUGUUAAAAGAUAUUUUGCACCUGAAUGAGUUACAAGCAGCACACUUGGAGCACAAAGGCUUCUUCAGUGAGAAAUGUGUGAGAGACUUCUGUUCCAGUGUAAACCCUCACCAGCAACAGAGGGAUGCCAGGGGAAAGACGUCCUGGAAAGAAGCUAUGGACAAGGCCUCAUUUGUGACCAGGUGCAGCUUCGACUUAUCAGAGCUGCCUUCAAACAGCAGGGUGGUUGGGGAAGAUUCCCAAACUCUCUCGGAGCUUCUCCAGCACCAGGCAACUCAUAACACUGAGGAGCCACACUGGGACAGUGAGAUUUCACAGGAAUUUCUCAGUGGAAAAAGUCAUCACCAGUGGGGUGAAUGUGAAAACGCUGCCAGCCACAACCUCAAUGUUGUUGAAUGUCAGGGUGUGUGUUCUGGAGAGUGUGGAAAAUGUAGGAAGAAUUAUAGACGAAUCUUUAACCUCAUUCGACAUAAAAGAGUUCACCAUGAAGAAAAGUGGUAUGAGUGUACAGAUUGUGGGAAGUCCUUCAGUCAGAGUUCCACCCUCAUUCGACAUCAGAGAACUCACACUGGAGAAAAGCCAUAUGAAUGUACAGAUUGAGGGAUGUCCUUCAGUCAGAGUUCCAACCUCAUUCAACACCACAGAGUUCACACUGGAGAAAAGCCUUAUAAGUGUAGAGAAUGUAGGAAAUCCUUUACCAGCAAUAGUCAGCUCCUUAUCCACAAGAGAGUUCACACUGGAGAAAAACCUUAUGAAUGUUGUGAAUGUGGGAAAUCCUUUAGGCAAAAUAGUCAGCUCUUUAUCCACAAGAGAGUUCACACUGGAGAAAAACCUUAUGGGUGUAGUGAAUGUGGGAAGUCCUUUAGGAAUAAUAGUCAGCUCCUUAUCCACAAGAGAGUUCACACUGGAGA
Messenger RNA from Myotis myotis, 1031 nucleotides. RefSeq names its product zinc finger protein 211-like. Gene Ontology annotation, molecular function: DNA-binding transcription repressor activity, RNA polymerase II-specific. The annotation marks the transcript as partial. Lineage: Eukaryota; Metazoa; Chordata; Mammalia; Chiroptera; Vespertilionidae. The transcript has a single exon. Gene Ontology annotation, biological process: negative regulation of transcription by RNA polymerase II. The record is from RefSeq and is a predicted model, not a curated record.